Molecule: messenger RNA, 4947 nt
Organism: Synchytrium microbalum
Lineage: Eukaryota; Fungi; Chytridiomycota; Chytridiomycetes; Synchytriales; Synchytriaceae
Exons: 26
Coding region: 1-4947 (1648 amino acids)
Biological process (GO): transmembrane transport; mitotic chromosome condensation
Cellular component (GO): membrane; chromosome
Molecular function (GO): protein binding; transmembrane transporter activity; ATP binding
Source: RefSeq, a predicted model, not a curated record
AUGUUGACACAUGUGGAUACAAGGCCAGAUGGUCCUUCCUCAUCAGAUCCUUCCACCUCCAGUCAGCAGGCACGAGUAGCAGCAUCUCUGGUCGCUCCUCUUACAAUCAAGGAAGACCAUGUUCCCAGAUUGGUCAUCUCGAAAAUGGUCCUAGUUAAUUUCAAAUCUUAUGCUGGGCGAAUCGAAGUCGGUCCUUUCCAUAAAUCAUUUACAUCUGUUGUCGGACCUAAUGGAUCUGGAAAGUCGAAUGUCAUUGAUGCUCUGCUGUUUGUGUUUGGAUUCAAGGCCAAAAAGAUGCGUCAAGGAAAACUAUCGGAGCUCAUUCACAACUCUUCUGAAUUCCAAGAUUUGGAGAGUUGUUCGGUCGAAGUCCAUUUUCAAGAAAUCAAGGACUUGCCUGGACCUGAUGCCUUCGAAGUCAUACCCAAUUCUACUCUGAUUGUCUCUCGACAGGCUGAUAAAAACAAUUCAAACACGUAUCGAGUCAAUGGCAGGACCAGCAGCUACAAGGAAGUCACCACUAUGCUCAAAAAGUUUGGAGUUGACUUGGAUCACAAGAGAUUCUUGAUUCUACAGGGCGAAGUUGAAUCAAUCGCUCAAAUGAAGCCAAAGGCUCAAACCGAACAUGAGGACGGCUUAUUGGAAUAUCUGGAAGAUAUUAUCGGUACCUCAGUGUACAAACAACCUAUAGAAGAUGCCAAUGUAAAGCUAGAACAGAUGAAUGAAGAAAGAUCUGAAAAGUUGAAUCGAGUGAAGUUGGUCGAGAAGGACAAGAAAGCUCUAGAGGGCAAGAAAGAUGAAGCCUUAGGGUUUCUCAAGAUGCAAAAUGCUCUUGCAAAGCGAAAGAAUGAACUCUUUCAAUUGCAAAUUUCUGACUUGGAGAGUGAUAUAGAGACAUUGCACGUCACCAUGGGAGAAUUGCAAACAACUUUGGAUGCUCAACGAGCAAAGUAUGCUGACUUGGACAAGGAAGUUAAUGAACUUGAACCAAAGGCUGCUGCAAUGACUGCUGAGCAUGAGGCAAUGCGCAAGAAAACCUCUGAAGUAGAAAAGGAAUUGGCCAAGUUUGAUCGAGCUGAAGUCGAGUGCCAAGAGAAAUCAAAACAUCUGAAAGACAAAGAAAAGAAACUGACGAAAGCCAUCAAAUCCGAAAUCUUGACUCGCUCUGAACAUGAGACUUGGAUAAAUAACUUUGAAGCUGAUAUCGACAAGCAGAACAAGGAAGCAGAGCAAUUAAAUCAGAGGUUGCAGCAGGAGCAAACAGAGCUCGACAACAUUCGGGAUGGACUUCGAGACAAAACUGCUGGUUUCCAACAAGAGAUUGAUACCAAAAUGCAAGAACUAGCACCAUGGCAGACAAAGAUCAAUACUUCGCAAGCAGCUUUACAUGUAGCCCAGCAAGAGCAUAAAUUAUUGACUGAAAAGACUAAUGCUGCAGCCACUCGUGUAUCAGAUGCUGAGAAAGUAUUGGCUCAACACGUGGCGGGAGUACGAGUCAAGGAAACUGCUCUGGUCGAUUCACAGACAGCUCUGACAUCAAACAAGCACCGCGUGACGGAAUUCGCUGACUUGCUCAAAGAUAUCGUGUCAGACGAAGAGCAAAAGAGGAAGAGUUUGGCGACUUCUCGACAAAAAGUAGAAGAAUCUCGAGCUUUGAUGCAGCAGUCUCAGUCAAAAUCAAAUGUUUUGACUAGUCUAUUCAAGGAGAGAGACUCGAAACGUAUACCUGGCAUUCGUGGUCGUUUGGGUGACCUGGGCGUGAUUGAUGACAAGUACGAUAUCGCUGUCACCAAUGCGUGUAAACACUUGGAUUGUGUUCUCAGCGACACUCUCGUCGAUUCUGAAAAAGGUGUAGAACACUUGAAGAAAACCAAUGCAGGACGAGCCACGUUUAUAUCCCUCAACAAGAUCCCCGAAUAUGCUGUUGAGAUGGAACCGAUCAAAACACCUGAAGAUGUACCACGACUCUUUGAUCUUAUUCGACCCAAAGAUGCCAAGGCCAGAAUCGCCUUUUAUCACUCUCUAAAAAACACUCUAGUCGUAAAGGAUCUUGAUCAAGGCAACCGUAUCAACAGCGGUCAACAACGACAUCGUAUUGUCACUCUCACUGGACAACUUAUUGAGCUCAGUGGAGCCAUGACUGGUAGUGGUGCGAGACAGCCUAAACGUGGUGGUAUGAGCUCAAAGUUUAAGGGAGACAAUGUCUCACCUGAGCAUUUGGCUGCUCUGCAACAGAAACAGACUACCAAUGAAGCUGAAUGGAAAACGGCUGUAGAAAAUAAACGUCUCGCUGAAUCAGAACUUGAGAAACUUCAAAAUGAAAUGCCGGCUCUAGAGCUUGCCAUUUCCAAAGCUACUAUGGAUGUAGAUUCAGUCAAAAAGAUGGUUGUUGAUGCUCAGAAGCAUCUAAAAACUCUCCAGUCUGAAGACAACAAGGCAGAUCAGAAUGAUGUUAUUCGUAUAAAGCAGCUCGACACCGAUAUCCAGAACCACAAAAAGGAAUUAGCAAAUUUGAAAACCUCUUCCUCGGCCAUCGAAGCUGCCAUACAAAAGCUUCAAGAGAAGAUCUUAGAAGUUGGUGGUGUUCGACUCAAGAGUCAAAAGGCCAAAGUUGACUCUGUACAGAUGCAAAUUGACAUGGCAUCAGAUCGACUCACCAAGACAGCAGCAGAACGUACAACCCGAGAACGAAAUUUGGUAAAAGUGCAAAAGAGUAUUGCCAAGAAGGAAGAAGAGCUCGCUGAAGCUGCUGAGGAAUUGGCUGUCGUCGUCAAAGAUUUGGAAUCUCAUUCGGCGUCCGCUGUUGAACUUCGCGGGAAGGUUGCUGAAGCGAAGGAGGCAUUGGAAGCCAAGACUGAAGAGCUUGCUGAUAUCAAGAAAUUACUUAAUGAGAAGACCAAAGUGGUCAACAAGAUGCGGUCUGAAGAGGUUGAAUUCAAAGCUCAAGUAGAUGAGUGCAAACUCAAGCUGAAGGGCAAUCAGAAUGGAAUCGCGUAUUAUAGGAAGGAAUUGAAUUCGUUGAAGCUGCAACCCACUGGAUUUGAAGAUGACGAUGAGCCAGAAGAUUCGCUGGACAUACUCACUGUUGAACAGCUGGAGGCAUUGGACGUGAAACAAAUCAAGAAAGAAGUAGAGGCACUGACUGAGAAAAUAACUGCUGCCAAGCCCAAUCUAUCCGUGUUGAAUGAAUACAGACAACGUUUGCACGAUUACUUGGCUCGAGCCAAAGACUUGGAAGACUUUACUGCUCGACGUGAUGCAGCCAAGACCGAGUAUGAUGAUCUUCGAAAGAAAAGGUUGGACGACUUUAUGGCUGGAUUCAAUCUCAUUUCACUCAAGCUCAAGGAGAUGUAUCAGAUGAUUACUAUGGGCGGUAAUGCAGAACUUGAGCUUGUGGACAGUCUUGAUCCCUUCUCAGAAGGCAUACUGUUCAGUGUGAUGCCACCCAAGAAGAGUUGGAAGAACAUUUCAAACUUGUCUGGUGGUGAAAAGACAUUGAGCUCUCUGGCACUUGUCUUUGCCCUUCAUCACUUCAAACCCACACCACUGUACGUGAUGGACGAAAUCGAUGCAGCUCUGGAUUUCAGGAAUGUGUCAAUAGUCGCCAAUUACAUCAAGGAGAGAACCAAGAAUGCUCAGUUCGUGAUUAUCAGUCUUCGAAACAAUAUGUUUGAGCUUGCAGAUCGUCUGGUUGGUAUAUACAAGACUGAUGAUACCACCAAGAGUAUCACAAUCAAUCCUGCUUCAAGCCAAACAACAAGGGAAGCAGGAGAUAUUAGAGCGCUGGCGACUCUAGACGAGCCUCGGCUGCCACGGCAAGAAGCAACAGAGACCACACCGCUUAUCUUAACGAAUGGAAAUGCCAACAUUCAUCACACCAAGGCUGAAUCCUUCUACACCAAGGUCCAAUCCUUUUACAGCAAGAUCCAAUCCCUAUUAAGCAACAAGAGCGUGUAUGGACUAUUUCUGAUAUUGGUUAUCGUGGUGCUAUGGACGAGUAGCUCAUUCGUAACUCAGCAUAUCUAUGAGUCUGGAUUUGCCAAACCUUAUUUCCUUACAUAUGCAAACACCGCAUCCUUCGCCCUGUAUUUGAUUCCGGCCAUCUGGAUGAGACAGCGGCGGAAGAAGCAGCUUGCAAUUGUGGAGAAUGGAGUAAUACCAUCAUCCACGUCACCGACGUCACCUACUGAUAUAGAAGUAGAUGUGCACGAUGAUGAUGGGUUAGAGCCUAUGGGGAUAUGGCAAACGGCGAGAAUAUCGGUCAUGUUCUCGCUGUUGUGGUUUGCUGCAAACUUAACGCAAGCAGCAUCUCUAAAAUUCACUGAAGUCGGGACAUCAACAGUAUGUUCCUCGACGAGUGGGCUAUUUACAUAUCUGAUUGGACUUGCUUUUCGGAUACCGGGCGAGCAUUUCUCGGGGUUGAGAUCUCUUGGAGUGCUGAGUAGUCUGUUUGGAGUUGCGCUUGUAUCUCUGGCGGAUACGCCAUUUGGAGAGAUACCCGAGCAAGAUGAGAUUAUUGGUGAUAGUUUAGCUCUUUUUGGAGCGUUUGCGUAUGCCGUAUACUCAAUCCUCCUAAAACGAGCAGGCUCAAAAAACAAGAUUGACCCAUUCUUCUUUUUCGGAUUUGUCGGACUCUUUUCCAUAAUUAUCUACUCUCCCGUAUUCAUAGUCUUGCACGUAACUCAACUCGAGGUCUUUGAAUGGCCGUCGCCUAUAAUAUUGGUCUAUAUAGUCUUUAAUUCGUUUCUGGGGACUUUUCUAUCGGACUAUGUGUGGAUGCAGGCUGUUUUGGUCACUAGUGCUACAGAGGUGACGGUCGGCUUAACGCUUACUAUACCCUUGGCUAGUCUUGGUGAUAUCGUAAUACAGGGUAGGGAACUGUCUUUAAUGUAUAUAGGAGGCGCGGCUCUCUGUGUUUUAGGGUUCACAGCAGUCGCAAAAAUAUGA